Molecule: messenger RNA, 6600 nt
Organism: Callithrix jacchus (white-tufted-ear marmoset)
Lineage: Eukaryota; Metazoa; Chordata; Mammalia; Primates; Cebidae
Gene: RSBN1L
Product: round spermatid basic protein 1 like
Cellular component (GO): nucleus
Source: RefSeq, a predicted model, not a curated record
GUCACCACACCAAAUAAUUUUGAGUACCUCCCAUCAAUCGACUACGGACUAACAAAAGGAAGAACUUGAUUCUCGUCAUAUUUUGCUCUUCUGAACUGAGUAUCCCUGAAAUCCAGCUUUCUGAACGCGCAGAUGCAGGGUGAGAGGCACCCCCGGAAAACUGGAAGGGAAAGUGCUACAAGUUAAAACAGUCUUCGUGGCAGCAGAGACGAUCGCUACCGCGGCCAUGGCAGAUCUGGGGGUCCGGGGCGGGAGUUCUUCCGUGAUAUCCGCGGGGCACCCGAGUUCACGCUGGCGACAGUCGAAAGUCCUCCCAGCGUAGUGCUCCACCACUAGCCGCACCCCGCCGAGCUCUGACCUCCAAAGAGGGUCCGUUUGGCAAUCCCGCCCCUUUGUCUGAUGUUUGUGCCUUUGAUUGGCUCUUAUGUGAAUCCCUCAGCGUGGCUCGCCCAAUGAAGGUCUCGGCAGGUGGCCCGACCGCUCCGCCCCUUCCCUACCCCUCGCGGAGGGCCCGCCCCCUGCCCCGCGCCGGCGAGCGGAGGAGAGUAAAUACAACAGGAGCGCAAGAUGGCGGAACCGCCGAGCCCCGUUCACGGUGUAGCUGCCGCCGCCCCCACCGCCACCGUCUCGGAGAAAGAACCGUUCGGCAAGCUGCAGCCCUCCUCCCGGGACCAUCCGGGUCCUCUGUCCACCAAGAAGGUCCGGACUGAGGAGAAGAAGGCACCGCGGAGAGUCAACGGAGAAGGGGGCAGCGGCGGGAACAGCAGGCAGCUGCAGCCGCCGGCUACACCUUCGCCUCAGAGCUAUGGCAGCCCAGCGUCUUGGAGCUUUGCCGCUCUGUCUGCUGCUCCCUCCCCAUCCUCUUCUCGGAGCAGUUUCUCUUUCUCCGCUGGCACGGCGGUUCCCUCAGCCUCCGCUUCCUUGUCUCAGCCGGUGCCGCGCAAACUGCUGGUCCCUCCUACGCUGCUGCACGCUCAGCCUCACCAUCUCCUCCUGCCCGCCGCCGCCGCCUCGGCCAACGCCAAGUCGCGCAGACCUAAGGAGAAGCGGGAGAAAGAGAAGAGGAGGCACGGGCUCGGCGGGGUCGGAGAGGCCGGCGGGACAGCCCGGGAGGAGAACGGGGAGGUGAAGCCGCUGCCGCGAGAUAAAAUCAAAGACAAAAUUAAAGAGAGAGACAAAGAAAAAGAGAGAGAGAAAAAGAAACAUAAAGUAAUGAAUGAGAUCAAGAAAGAGAAUGGAGAAGUAAAGAUUUUGCUGAAAAGUGGGAAGGAGAAACCAAAAACAAAUAUAGAAGACUUACAAAUUAAAAAGGUAAAGAAGAAAAAGAAAAAGAAACACAAAGAGAAUGAAAAACGGAAGCGUCCAAAAAUGUAUAGCAAAUCUAUUCAGACCAUCUGUUCAGGAUUGCUAAUUGAUGUUGAAGAUCAAGAAGCCAAAGGCAUUCUAAAUGAUAACAUGAAAGAUUACAUUGGAAAGAAUUUGGAUACCAAGAACUAUGAUUCCAAAAUUCCAGAGAACAGCGAGUUUCCAUUUGUCUCAUUAAAGGAGCCACGAGUUCAGAAUAACCUCAAAAGGUUGGACACUUUGGAAUUUAAACAACUCAUUCAUAUAGAGCACCAGCCUAAUGGAGGUGCAUCAGUCAUUCAUGCCUACAGUAACGAACUAGCUCAUCUGUCUCCUAUGGAGAUGGAGAGGUUUGCAGAAGAGUUUGUGGGUCUAGUGUUCAGUGAAAAUGAAAACUCUGCAGCUUUCUAUGUGAUGGGUAUUGUUCAUGGGGCAGCUACUUAUUUACCUGACUUUUUAGACUAUUUUUCAUUUAAUUUUCCCAAUUCUCCAGUGAAAAUGGAGAUAUUGGGAAAGAAAGAUAUAGAGACAACGACUAUGUCCAAUUUUCAUGCUCAGGUAAAGAGAACGUAUUCUCAUGGUACUUACAGAGCUGGCCCAAUGCGACAAAUAAGCUUGGUGGGAGCAGUUGAUGAAGAAGUAGGAGAUUACUUCCCUGAGUUCCUUGACAUGUUGGAAGAGUCACCAUUUUUAAAAUGUACACUGCCAUGGGGGACGCUAUCUAGUUUAAAGUUACAGAGUCGAAAAGAUAGUGAUGAUGGUCCCAUCAUGUGGGUUCGUCCAGGAGAACAAAUGAUCCCUGUGGCUGAUAUGCCAAAGUCACCUUUCAAAAGGAAAAGAACUACCAAUGAAAUAAAAAAUCUUCAGUACCUACCUCGAACAAGUGAGCCCCGUGAGAUGCUCUUUGAAGACAGGACAAGAGCUCAUGCAGAUCACAUAGGACAAGGUUUUGAACGACAGACUACAGCUGCUGUUGGAGUGCUGAAGGCUGUGCACUGUGGAGAGUGGCCUGAUCAACCCCGUAUAACCAAAGAUGUAAUUUGUUUUCAUGCUGAAGAUUUCUUAGAAGUGGUUCAACGAAUGCAGUUGGAUUUGCAUGAACCUCCACUGUCUCAGUGUGUCCAGUGGGUCGAUGAUGCAAAACUGAAUCAACUGAGGAGGGAAGGCAUUCGCUAUGCCAGGAUUCAGCUAUACGAUAAUGACAUUUAUUUUAUUCCAAGGAAUGUUGUUCAUCAGUUCAAGACAGUUUCAGCUGUAUGCAGUUUAGCAUGGCACAUUCGGCUCAAAUUAUAUCACUCAGAGGAGGACACUUCCCAGAAUAUAGCUACUCCUGAAACAGCCACAUCAUCAGAUUCCACAUCAUCUGUUCUUGGACCUCAUGCUGACAACAUUAUUUGUGCUGUGAGCAAAGCCUCCUUGGAUUCUGUUUUUUCAGAUAAACUUCAUUCUAAAUAUGAAUUACAGCAGAUUAAACAUGAACCUAUUGCAUCUGUAAGAAUCAAGGAAGAACCUGUGAUUGUUACUAUUCCUGAAAAGAGUAGAGCAGUGAAUAAUAUGGAUGGCAAGAAUGUUAAAGCAAAAUUGGAUCAUGUUCAAUUUACAGAAUUUAAGAUUGACAUGGAUUCUAAAUUUGAAAAUAGCAACAAAGAUUUAAAGGAAGAAUUGUGCCCUGGAAAUCUAAGUCUUGUUGAUACAAGGCCACACAGUUCAGCACAUUCAAAUCAAGAUAAAAAAGACGAUGACAUUUUGUGCUAAAUUUGCAUAUACCAUCUAAAAUCCUUUUAAAAAAAUAAUUAUGUAAUAAAGAUUCAUGAAUUCUGAAAGCAAGCCAAGGACUUGCUCCUAUGUCUGUUACAAAACGUAGUUUAUGUAGCUUUGUAACAUUCCUCAGUGCCUGUCCAUAACUGUGAAGUAUCAAGCACUUAGGGCCAGAUGCACUGUAAACAUUGCAGGUUUAAACAUAAAGGAGUCUUUAAAAAAAAUCAUUUACGUUGUAAUUUUAGGUUUUAGAAUAGCGCUGACAUUAACAUAUAUAUAUAUAAAUAUAUAUAUAUAUAUAUUUUGUAAUAUGAGCCAGAAUUCUUUUUCAGCAAUUUAAGGCUUUUCCAUAGAGCUUAUUUAUAUCCUUUUUUUUUUUUCCAUUUUAAAUGUGUCAGCACUGUAGUGUAAAUACCUUUUAAAAUAUCUUUUUAGUGUGAUUUAUACUGAAAUGUGAGCCACUUAAUAAAGGUUCAUAUUAAUAAAUAUGUUUUCUGUUGAGUCUGCAAAGACAAACUGACAAUUCAUUUAAGUCAUUUGAUACAUUAUGAUUCUCUGCUGGUAUAUCAAUUUAGCAUGGUAGUGGAGUGCAAAUGAAUGUAAUUCAAAUCUAGUAAAAUUUAAUCUAGUAAUAUUUAAAUUUAAUCUAGUAAAUAUUUAAAUUCUCUACACACUGCAGGCUUUUUUUUUUUUUUGAGACGGGGUCUCGCUCUGUCACCAGGCUGGAGUGCAGUGGUGCAAUCUCAGCUUACUGCAACCUCUGCCUCGCAGGUUCAAGCGAUUCUCCUGCCUCAGCCUCCUGAGUAGCUUGGACUACAGGUGCAUGCCACUACGCCCAGCUAUUAUUUGUAUUUUACGUAGAGACGGGGUUUCACCAUGUUGGCCAGGAUGUUCUCUAUCUCUUGACCUUGUGAUCCAUUAACCUUGGCUUCCCAAAGUGCUGGGAUUACAGGCGUGUGCCAUAGUGCCCAGCCUCUGCAGGCCUUUUUAACAACCAAGACUCAAGAAAAUGUGCUUCUGUGUGUGUGUGUGAGUGUAUAUAUGUAUAUCAUAUUUUGCAUAAUUUUCAUAAAAAUUGAUGAAUAUGUGAAAUUUCUUAGCCCUACUCCCUGGAAAUCAUUGAAAAAUUUUUAUAUCAAACUAUUAUUGAAAGCAGUUUAGGUGUAAUAGAAACAGUUUUAGAAAGUUGGGAGAAACAAGGUAUGUUAAUGAUAACAAAGUUAAUUAUGAAGUUAUGUGGCCAGAUUACAUAGCCUACCAUAUUUUCUUUGUUGUCUAUGGAAUGAUAAGUUUAGAGAAUUUUCUUACUAAUGAGUACCUUUACUAAUUAAUAGGUGAGUAUUAAAUCUUUAGUUACAGAAAGCUUAAUUGUGAGCAAUUAAUUUCCUUUUACAUUUUUCUUGCAGAGUGGGAGAAAAAUAUGGCAAAUACAAAAUUGUAAAAUGGCAAUGACAAUGACUCAACUGCCAUAAACAGAGAUAUAACUAACAAAAUACUUUGUGGUACCUCAUCUCUCUCAGGAUCCCCUUCCUACCUUAGCAAAGGCAAACAACUUGGAGUACUUCCUUUUCAAAAGAAGCUCUAAAAUUUAAUUAAGGUAGGAGACAGAUUGCCAGUGCCUAACUAAAGAUGAGUAAAACAAACCUCUUUAGUGAUAGUCUCACUAUUUGACACUGCUUCCACUAUUGUAAUUAAAAAACAGAGGUCUUUGAUGUAUGUGUUACUGUAAGAAACUCUGCUCAGUGCAAAUCUAUUUUAUUUUGUUUGUUUUUGGUAUUAUUCUGGCACAUACUUUGGUUGAUGACUUUCAGUUGGAGUUCUUGUGCUGCCAUUUGGGCUACUGUGGCUAUUUCCAUUUCUGGCCUAAUGUACCCAUCCAAACUGCUCAUAUUUCUGGUUAGCGAUAAGCCAUUUAGGAAGAAACAUUAUUUCACCAGAACAAAUAACAGUUAAUUGCAGCAAUGAUGUCAGUUCUGGCUUCUACUUUAAUAAAAGGAUAGGCAAAUAUCACAGGAAAUCUUCAUGGUUUUAGGAAAUGAGUGUUUGCAACAUAGGAAGUUUCAUGGGAUAGGGAAGGUAUAAAUCAAGAUACAGGUUUUGUUUAAUAUGUCAUUGUCUUUCCAUGCUCCCAACCUAUUUAAUGUUCUGUUUUAAGCUAAAUUUACAGAUUUGCACCUACCUUUUUGAGUGACAAAAGUUCUUAACAAACCAGUAUUGAGAAAUAAGAAGGGAUGUGGUUAAAAUGUUUUUCUGUUUGUUUCUUUUGAAAGUUGAGGAAUUAUAUAUUUAACAAAAGAUGUUUUACUUCCAGUUUUCCAGUAGCAUAUACAUGAUGCAUUGAGGUCAUACUGUGAGAAAAUGUCUUUGGGUAUCCCUCCAAAAUAUCAGCCUUAAACUUUUUAACUUAAAGGAAGGCAUAUCUAAAAACAACCAUAGUGGUUGCUUUUAAGUAUAUUUUCCUAUAUAACCUGUACUCAGACUUAUGUAUAAUUUGAAAAUUUAAUUGUUUUAAAAAUGCAUAUAUCUCUGAAGGUAAAGUAUAGAUCAGUGGGCUCAAGAUUUCCAGGUACAGCCUUGUUAUUGCCUUCAAUAAUGCUUACGUUCCUUGUCUCACGGGUUAUAAUUUUCAAAUCCUCUGAGAACUUAUUGACUACCUUUUCUAUUUUAAUAUCACAUUGUAGUAAUGAUUUUCUAGUUAGUAUAUUCCAGUUCUUUAUCUGAAUACAAGUUUUUUGUUUUUAUUUCCAGUUUCUUGGACCAGAACGAUAAAGUAAUUAAGACAUAGUUUCUAUAUGGUCAUAUACUAUAUAGAAUAAAGAAUUGUUAUAUAAAUUAUUAAAUGGAUAUACAGACCUUUACAUAAAAACUAAGGUACCUCAGUGGAAUCUGCUAUAGUGCUUCCCCCUCCCCAGCCCCCCGUUUUGUUUAUACCCUUUUAGCUAUCUAAGUAAUACAUAUUCUAUACUCAGGUUAGCUGGUUAGCUAGCAAAAGAAUUAAUAUUUGUAGUAUUUACUUGCAAACUUUAUUGAAGCCAUAUUCGUUAUCUUCCUUGUUACCAAGGCUGUUGACUUUAAAUAAAGAUUAAGUUGAUCUUGCACAACACUGUAUAUGUGUGUGUGCAUGUGCCUGUUCCUGUGUGUAAGUUUGUGGGAAAUAAUUAUUCAUUUUUAAUCCAUUCUGUAACUUUUCUGGAGGGGAGGUCAUUGAGGGUAGGGAAAAUUUUAUUUUCUGAGUUGUCAUUAAGGUAUUUUAUUAGUGUUUCUGAGUGUAAAACAGUUUUUUCCCAAAUACUUAUGGCAGGUAAGAGCAUUUUUGUAAAUAAUAAAUUAGCACCAUUUGGGUAAAUUUUCAGUUUUUUUUGGACAGGUUCAUUGUAAUGUAAAGCAAGUAUCUUAAAAUUCAUUUUACAUUUAGUAUAGGUGCAAAAUUUGUUUUUUGAGUUUGAGAGAUAUUUUCCUUGUCUUCCAUCUUUCAAUAAAUACUAAAAUUGAUAACCA